Messenger RNA from Rhinolophus ferrumequinum (greater horseshoe bat), 1143 nucleotides. It is a transcript of the gene MYL9, whose product is annotated as myosin light chain 9. Gene Ontology annotation, cellular component: stress fiber; cytoplasm; myofibril. NCBI's taxonomy places the organism in Eukaryota, Metazoa, Chordata, Mammalia, Chiroptera, Rhinolophidae. Bases 21 to 539 code for a protein of 172 amino acids. Gene Ontology annotation, molecular function: calcium ion binding. The record is from RefSeq and is a predicted model, not a curated record. The transcript is spliced from 3 exons. Gene Ontology annotation, biological process: myofibril assembly; platelet aggregation.
CCCACCCACCGGAAGCCAAGAUGUCCAGUAAGCGAGCCAAGGCCAAGACCACCAAGAAGCGCCCGCAGCGGGCCACAUCCAAUGUCUUCGCCAUGUUUGACCAGUCCCAGAUCCAGGAGUUUAAGGAGGCCUUCAACAUGAUCGACCAGAACCGAGACGGCUUCAUCGACAAGGAGGAUCUGCACGACAUGCUGGCCUCACUGGGAAAGAACCCCACCGAUGAGUACCUGGAAGGCAUGAUGAGCGAGGCCCCGGGGCCCAUCAACUUCACCAUGUUCCUCACCAUGUUUGGGGAGAAGCUGAAUGGCACGGACCCCGAGGACGUGAUCCGCAACGCUUUCGCCUGCUUCGAUGAGGAGGCUUCAGGUUUCAUCCAUGAGGACCAUCUCCGGGAGCUGCUCACCACCAUGGGCGACCGCUUCACAGAUGAGGAAGUGGACGAGAUGUACCGCGAGGCGCCCAUUGAUAAGAAAGGCAACUUCAACUACGUGGAGUUUACCCGCAUCCUCAAACAUGGAGCCAAAGAGAAAGACGACUAGUGCCCCCUCCCGACCCCCCAUGCCCAAGCCCCUGUCCCAGUCACCUGCUCCCUACACACACUGUCUGCACCAGCUCCCAUGCCCACAGGACCCUCUCAGGGGCUCCUCCUUCUGAAGGGUUAGGGGCCCAGCUCCCAAUAAAGGAAACGGGCCAAGAGGGCACAGUGCCAGGCAGGGGUCACAGCCAAUGUGAGGCAGGUGUGCCCACUGUGACCCUCCAAGAAAGGGAGGGUCUCUCUAGGGAGCUGGGCCACAGGGCUGGGCCUGGAGGCACCAAGGGGAGUCCCCAGCAGAGAGCCCAGGCCGCGGCUGCUGCAUGCCCAGUCCAGGGCUGGCCCCACAGAAAGGGCCCCGUGUCCCGCUCUGGGACACCACUUCACAGCCACCCCUUGCAGGGCAUGAAAGCCCUUUCCCAGCCACUGCCACAAACACACGAACCUCACCACGGUCCUUCUCAGAGGCAGGAUGCCAGAACCCUGCCCUCCGCCCGCCCUCCCCCAGAACACCCCCCACCCCACCGGGUAUGUGCUCCAGAAGAUGCAUGCAGGGUGGCGCUGGUCCCAGGGGAGGCAGAGUCUCUAAUAGAAGGCUGAGCACUGCUUUG